UCUCUCUCUCUCUCUCGUUAAUUUUGGGUUAUGAAUUGCUGUUCUGCAUACAGUAUCACAGAAACUAGAGAAAUGGAGGAGGGUUUGAGAACAGUGGAGUGCCUCAGAGGAAGACUCCUUGCAGAGAGACAGGCUUCCAGAUUUGCUAGAGAACAAGCUCAGCUCAUGGCCAACAAGUUGGUGGAACUAGAGAACCAGCUGCGAGAAGAGACCCAAAUGACGGCGAAAACAGAGAAGAAGCUCGAGUUCCUGAAGAAGAAGCUCGAGACCCUGCUAAUCUCACCCGCAUUGCACGAACCAGAGCAAUCCAGCAUCUGCGGAACCGGCAUCGUUUCCACCGAUUCGUCUUCCACAGUCACUAUCGCCUCCGAACCCAAAAUUACUGAAGAAGCCGAGGUAGAAUCUAAGUCCCGUUUCGAGAACAACGGCGCAUCGCCCCAUCUGGAGCUUAAUGCGUCUAAAAGAACUCUCGCCGGAGAUAAGCGCGAUUCCGACGCCAGAGAUUUUUCCUGUGAGAAAUCGGGCCACGCAUUCAACGAAUUCAAGACAGAUAGCCAUAGCUGUACAAGCACGAGGAAUUCGGUGACGGAGAACGAGAACAGUUCUGACUAUGCUGAUCAGGUGGACGAUUCACUAGCGUUAGUUCCAGUCACUUUGGCAGAAGCAGAGCCAGAGAGCAAAGAGCUGAAUGCGAAGAUGAUGAUAAUGAGUGCGAGCGUCAGUGAAGUGCUCGACGCGCUGAGGCAUGCCAGAGAAAGCAUUCGGAGAUCAAUGGAGAAGCGAAGCUGCAUGAUUAGAGUCGGCCCACCUCCUCAAGCUGCCCAGCUCUGUUAACGAUUUCAUGUUUGUUUAGAUGGCGAUAGACCCUUAAUUGAUAGUCUAGUGUAGUCUCUGUUUCCUUUUCCUUUU
Molecule: messenger RNA, 909 nt
Organism: Rhodamnia argentea
Lineage: Eukaryota; Viridiplantae; Streptophyta; Magnoliopsida; Myrtales; Myrtaceae
Exons: 3
Coding region: 31-834 (267 amino acids)
Source: RefSeq, a predicted model, not a curated record